Messenger RNA from Rotaria socialis, 675 nucleotides. Lineage: Eukaryota; Metazoa; Rotifera; Eurotatoria; Philodinida; Philodinidae. The record is from the annotation of a GenBank genome assembly.
AUGUCUGACUCAGAAGGUGAAGCGUAUGAAAAACAAGUAAAAAUUGUUCUCGUUGGCGAUGGCAGUUCUGGCAAGUCAUCAAUAUCUGAAAGAUUUUCCAAAGAUGCAUUCAAUCGUGAUUAUAAUCAAACAUUAGGCAUCGAUUACUAUUUAAAACGAAUUAAUCUAACUCGUUCCUAUAAUGUUACAUUAGCUGUAAAUGAUGUAGGUGGACAAACAUUAGGUGGUGCCAUGUUAGACAAAUAUAUUUUUGGAGUCGAUAUUGUUUUGUUGGUUUAUGAUAUUACAAAUUUACAAAGUUUUGAGAAUCUCGAAGAUUGGUAUCUGACAAUAACUAAAUAUUGUGCCGGUAGAAAACCAUUGUUUGCUCUUGUUGGCAAUAAAAGCGAUCUUGAACAUUUACGUGCCGUAAAACUUGAACGACAUCAACGUUUUGCUAAAGAACGCGAUAUGCUAUCAUAUUUCGUGUCAGCUAAAACCGGUGAAUCUGUAGAAAAUUUAUUUCGUCAAGUUUCAGCUCAUUUAAUGCAUAUCGUUUUGCCUAAGCAUGAUUCUGAUGCAUCACGUAUAAUAACAGCACCAAUCACUCGGCAAGAACAAAGUAAUGCACCAGCACCUAUUAAAUCGCCACGAUCAGCAGGCACCACGCGGACAUCGAUUUGUACUAUACAAUGA